This is a messenger RNA of Labrus mixtus (cuckoo wrasse), 4489 nucleotides long. Its product is annotated as lysosomal amino acid transporter 1 homolog. The record is from RefSeq and is a predicted model, not a curated record. Bases 229 to 1164 code for a protein of 311 amino acids. The transcript is spliced from 9 exons. NCBI's taxonomy places the organism in Eukaryota, Metazoa, Chordata, Actinopteri, Labriformes, Labridae.
ACGAGCGAUGAAUGACAACAUUGAGAAGUAGCUAAUCAGUAUUGUUCUUUUAAUGGAAAUACUUAGACAGGAAUGUGCGGGGAUGUCGAUGAGCUGUACGCAGAUCCACAAACACUCUGUAAUCUGCAUCGAGUCCACUUCUUCCGACUCGUCAAAUGACAGAACAUGUCAUCUCCACACAUGUAUUUUAUGAGCGCCUGCAGCUAGUCAAGCAGCCUGUACCUCGCUAUGGCCACCGCGGGCUUCCCCAGGAAGAGUGUGGACGUGGCCGGAGUUAACUUGACAGUUCCAGCUGUGGGCCGGCCUGUGUGUGUCAACGGGACACCGUGGAUCCUGUACCUGCUGGAGGAGUGUGUGGAUAAUGUGUGGGAGUACUGCAGCGUUGUGAUAGGACUGGUAUCCAUGUUCUGUUUUCUGCUGUCCACUUUGCCGCAGGUCUAUGAGGCAUAUAGGAAUGGUAAAGUAGAGGAGGCCAUGUCUUUUGGCUUUCUUAUCUUCCUCUUCAGUGGAGACCUGACCAGCUUUGCGGGCUGCUACCUCACCAGCCAGCUUCCCAUCCAGGUGGUCACAGUGGUGUUCUACAUCUUCACAGACCUGAUCCUCGUCUCUCAGUUUCUCUACUAUAAGAUCAAGAACAGCUCCAGCAGAAAGAGCCCUUUUCUGAAGUGGAUGUGCUUCAUGUGGUGUGGCGCUGCUUCAAUCAUUCUCCUUGCUUUACCCAAACUCCUCAUAGAUAACAGUCCAACUUUAGACACCCAGAGCCCUCCUACCUCUAGAUCAGUGGAAAUCACCGGCUAUAUCUGUGGAUACCUGGCAUCAGUCUUCUACCUUUGCUCCCGUUUCCCCCAGCUCUAUAAAAAUUUCCAGCGACAGUCCACAGAGGGCACCUCCUACCUGCUGUUCGCCCUGGCUAUGAUGGGUAACGGGACAUACGGGCUGAGCGUCGUCGUUGUCCUUCCUGCACUGAGGGGCUCAAAACAGUCCUUCAUCAUCAAACAUCUGGCCUGGCUCAUCGGCAGCCUGGGAGUGCUCUUACUCGACUUCUUUGUGACUCUCCAGUUUAUCAUGUACAGGAAGAACAAAUCUGCCAAAAGCUGCAAACCACUCAGCAUCCCAGAGGUGGAGCCAUUGCUGUGCGAGGAAGUGGAACUGUCAAUGCUAUAGGACUCAUCAUUUGGAUCAAGACCCGACUGUCAGUCUGCGGUUUGUUUUGAAAUCAAACUGUGGGUUCUUGCUGCUGAUUGACUCACUCUUGACAAGUUCAGAAACAGUACAACACUUUGUUGAAGCAUUGUAGGUAGCAGCGGGCAAUCGCAGUGUGCUUUUUGUAGUCUAUUUUUGAGCAGACCGGGGAAUGACACGCAGGAAAGGAGCUCAAACCCUGGCUGUCUGGAGAGGUUUACGGCCUCUGUACGUCAGGCCUGCAACUUUAAUGCUGGGCCAACCAGCGCCCCAUGAGUACAGAACAGUUGAUUAAUAUCUCCACUGGGAUCCCUUGAUAUUUUUAUUUGCCAUCUUGAUCUAUCACACCCAAAUGAGGAAGAUUUAACCCUGGAUGUCUUUCCACAAAUCCAAGUGUCAUAGAACAAUGAAGUGCCUGUUACAUUUACUAUUUUCUGACAGGGUAAAUAUUGAGAUAGAGGACUGCAGUAUUAUAAAAGGAUGCAUGUUAUGGGACCUUUUUUUUUUUUAACCUGAUUUGGUAUUUGAGUGGCGUAAACAUCCAAGUUUGUCUGCAGGGAACUUUUUCCUUCUACCUGAAAGAUGCUCGUUUGACUUCAGGCGUGUUAUGGCCUCAUUCCUAGUUCAAAGGGAUGCUGCAUUUCUCUGAUGUUUUUGCUCCCCUGAUAAAGAAGAGACAGUUUGUGCCUUCAAGACUAAACACGGUCUCAAUAUGAAAACACUGUAUAGCCAUUUCAGAGUUUGACUUAUUUAAAAUUGAAAAUAGAGUUAUACUAGCUAACGAUUAAGAAGUGUGUUUUGUUUUUGUAUUUUUCUGAUUCAAAUUAAAACUACAUCUUUAUGGCAUCCAAAGGCUUUUAUUCAAAAAGAGACAUGAUGGUUAACCGGCUUAUUUUAAGAUAUAUCUAAGAAUAGGAAAACUAAUAGGAUAUUAUUCAGACACUUGUUAAAGUCAUGAUAUACAAAAGUAGAGGUUUCUAUCUUAUCAGGUUUGUCAAGUCAACUUAUAAAUAAACCUUCUUAGCUUCAUUAAGGUAGUAAAGACAAAUAGAUGGAGAGCAGAAACAGAAGAGAACAAAUCAUUGUCCUAAUCAUGAGCUACAGUAAGCAGACAUCCAUUGAGAUCAUUGGUAAAGUUACAAGGACGUCAACGUUGUGUCAAAUGUUACACGGUAUGUUUGUGAUGCUUUCACUCUUCAACAAGAAUACCAAACGUACUGAUCUGCAGUUUUUCUACCUCAGUAUCGUAUAAUCGUAUUUUUCCACAGUGUGUGUUAAGAACGGGCUUGUAAUAUGAGCACAACGCUUCAUGUUCGGUAACAGUCCUUCUGUAAAUGAAGGGAAAGUUACCUGAGCCCAUGCUGCAUUUAUUUUGUAGCAUCCAUCAUUUUUUUCAUUCUUAUUUUGGUCAUGUGAUCAGUCACAGGGGCUGGGAAUCUUUGGAUGUCUCACGAUUUGAUUUGAUUUUGAUUCUGGGGGGCACGAUUCAAUUCAGAAUCUAUUUUGGAUUCAAAGCGAUUCUGGCUUCAUGAUUCAAAGUCUAUUUUUGAAUUGGUAUACACUCAGGAUCUACUCCAGUCAUCUGUGAGACUGGCUGAAUUUCUUGCUGCUCCAUUUGGCAUUCUACUGAGUUAAGAGCUAGCCUUAGCACUUAGCAGGGAGUGACUGAUUAGCCACAAAAAAAUAAUAAUCGAUUUUUGAAAGUUAUGAAUCGAUUUAAAAUCUCAGAAGAUAAGAAUCUUGAUUUUUUACUUAAAUCGACUUUUUUUCCCCACCUCUAGUGAUCACUUAUGUCCAGUUUGGGUCCCUUAUCCAUGUACUUACAAGAAGAGGCCAUAAAUCUUGGCGUGGUCUUCGACACCAGUCUCUCAUUUAAUACUCAGUUGUCCAAAGUGGUGCUGUCUUAUUUCAACGAUAGCUCAGAUUCGUUUUCAAGGUUAGAUCCUUUCGUUCUUGUUUAGAUUUAGAAGGUCAUUCAUGCAUUCCUCACCCUCAGACUUGAUUACUGUUAUGCACUGUACUCUAGCAUCAGUGAGGGAAGCAUUCAAAGGCUACAGUUUGUACAAAAUGUUGCUGCUUGGCUUAUAACUCCCUCCAGAAGAAGCACAUCACUCCUGUUCUUGGUGCUCUUCCCUGGUUACCAGUUAGUUUUAGAAUUCAUUUUAAGGUUUGAGUUUUAAGUUUUAAAGCCUUACACAGUCAGUCACCAUGUUGUUGUUGUGAUAUUUUACCGCACCUGAUUUCUGUCUGAGUUCCUCUGGCAGGAACGUUUGGUUCAUUCCUGAAUCUCGACUUGUGACAAAAGGUAACGGGGGUUUGAGAUGUUUUGGCCCCUAAGCUUUGCAACUCCCUGCCAGAGGAUCUCAGAUUAUGAGCCAAGUCUGUGUCCACUUUUAAAUCGUUGCUGAACACUUUCCUUCAUCCAAGGGCCUUCUCUUAAUUGGUGUGCUUCUUUACCUUUUUAUAAUUAAUUUAAUUUAUUUUAUCUUACUGUGGAUUUUUAACUUUUUUACAUCACUGCCUACUCUUUGUUGUUUUCCCCCAUGUAUUGAAAUGUUGGCCUGUGUGGCACCUUGCAAUUCUGGUUUUGAAAGAUGCAUUAUAAGUAUAUAUAUUAUUACUUUAUUAUUAUUAUUAUUAUCAUUAUUAGUAUAGGCAUUUUUUACCCAUAGUCUUUGUAAAUUAUUUUUGUAUUGCAUGAUUCAUACUUUGAUACCUUCUCAGUUAUUUUCCAAAUGAGCCUGAUAUUAUCCUUCUAAGCAUAGCACUUAAACCAGCAUAUUUAUAGUUAAUAUAACUCGCUGCAUAAUGUAGGACACUUAACUUAUUUUUACUUUGAAAGUGACUGUGUUCUUCAGAUGUAUUUAUUGUAUCACAUUAAAGCUCCUGUGAGAUGUUUUUAGCUGGCCAUGAGACAGACUGAAAUCAAUAAUAAUGCCUCUUUAUGACCUACAAAAACAAAUUAGACAAACAGCAAGAGGAAUAAUGAUAUCUAUAUUGUAGUUUGUAAUGCCUGUAACCCCUGCCAGGGGGGCAGGUAUCACACACAGUAAUUUACUGUAAGCUGACAAAACAGACCUUUUUUUCUACAUGAAUGAUUCUCAACAAACUAAACAUUUUAAUGUUUUUUCCGCAAAGAUCAUCGAGAUAGAUACAAACGGAAAAAUCCUCACAGGAGCUUUAAGAAAUACGGCCAGUUUUAUUAUAAAUGUUAGCUCUUUACUUUCCUUAUGUAAAAAUUCCAUAUUUAUGAUCACAAGUGAUUAUUUAUUGUACAAAACUUGAAUAAACUGCGGUAGUCUUUGAA